This is a messenger RNA of Thunnus maccoyii (southern bluefin tuna), 676 nucleotides long. RefSeq names its product putative ferric-chelate reductase 1. Gene Ontology annotation, biological process: regulation of glutamate receptor signaling pathway. The record is from RefSeq and is a predicted model, not a curated record. The coding region runs from base 14 to 676 and encodes 220 amino acids. The transcript is spliced from 6 exons. Lineage: Eukaryota; Metazoa; Chordata; Actinopteri; Scombriformes; Scombridae.
UGCUGGCCCACUGAUGCCCAACACCACAGUUGAAACUUUGGAGACACCUGUCUCCAGGGCAGAUUGUGGGAGCACACAGCUGUGUGCAGAUGAGCCCUCUGACUGUGACCCCUCACAAGCAGGACCAUGUUUCUUUCUUUCUGCCAGGCAGACGAGUGGUCGAAACUUUGAGUUUGGCCUCUCAGGAGAAUCUACUGGCUACCUCUCUGCCUCCCUGUCUCUUGAUGCCACAGCGGGAGGUAAUGACACCACCUACGUCUGUGCAAACAACAAUGGCAAUGUACAAUUCUUUGGCGCUGUCCUCAACAAUGGCCAGCUGACUCUGACAGAGCUGAACGUGAACUCUGUGAAGGGCCGUGUCAAUGGAAACAGAAUCCAGUGUACAUUUGCUGCCACUGUACCUGACCAAGUAACUAGAGCACAAGGUUUCUCAAUCUCAGUCUCCACUGGACCUUUCAAUGCCACUUCUGGUGAACUGGGAUCCCCCACCGCGGCAAUACGGACUCCUGUUGUAAACCUGGCAAAUCCUAAUGCCACCGUCACCAAUGAAGUUACCACCACCACCACUUCCCCCAGUACCGCCGCCCCAACCACUAGCCACGCCGUUACACUACAGCAAUCCCUGACACAUGCUCUCCUGGUCACUGUGGGUGUGCUGGGUCUGGCCAUGCUAUGA